Chlorella variabilis is the source of this 1095-nucleotide messenger RNA. RefSeq lists its product as hypothetical. The coding region runs from base 1 to 1095 and encodes 364 amino acids. The record is from RefSeq and is a predicted model, not a curated record. Lineage: Eukaryota; Viridiplantae; Chlorophyta; Trebouxiophyceae; Chlorellales; Chlorellaceae. The transcript has 9 exons.
AUGGCGGCAGGGGCUGAGUCGAUGGAGGUGGACGCCACCAAGGCGCCACCAGCGGCGGCCUCGGACAUCCCAAAAGCAGAGCUGGCUCCCGGGCUGGAGAUCAGCCGGAUUGUGAAGGGGUGCUGGCAGCUGAGCGGCGGGCACGUGGGCGAGCGCGCCACAGACCGCACCUCAGGACAGGCCGCCAUCGACGACUUCCAGGCCUUUGUGGCGGCGGGCAUCACCACCUUUGACACAGCAGACAUCUACGGCCCCUCGGAGGCCCUCAUCGGCCGCUACCUGGCCUCCCACCCAACCGAGAAGCCGGCAGUACAGGUCCUCACCAAGUUCUGCUGCUUUGGCGACUCGAUGAACGCGGCCAAGGAGCUGCGCUUUAGCAUCGACGCCAGCCGGCAGCGGCUGGGGGUGGAGAGCCUGGACCUGGUGCAGUUCUACUGGCAUACCUACUCCAACAAGAGCUACGUGGCGGCAGCACUGAACCUGGCGGCACUGCAGAAGAAGGGCAAGGUGAAGCACGUGGGAGCCACCAAUUUUGAUGUGCCGCGCCUCAAGGAGAUGAGCGAGGCCGGGGUGAAGAUAGUGAACAACCAGGUGCAGUACAGCCUGCUAGACCGGCGCCCCGAAAACGGCAUGGCAGCCUACUGCGCUGAGCAGGGCAUCAAGCUGCUGCCGUAUGGCGUGCUGGCGGGCGGGAUACUGUCAGACAAAUACCUGGGAGCCUCACCUGAUGACCUCAAGAUCAACACCUACUCCAAGUCCAAGUAUGCCAGUGUGAUCGGCCAGGCGGGAGGCUGGGACUGGUUCCAGGCAAGCCGUGGGUGUGGUGGCGGUGUGACGCUGCUGCAAGCCUUGUCUGAGGUGGGCAAGAAGCAUGGGGUGAGCAUCGCUGACGUGGCGGCGCGGUGGGUGCUGGAGCGGCCCCAGGUGGCGGGCGUGAUUGUGGGGGCGCGCAACACCAGCCACGUGGACGACCUCAAGAAGGUCUUCACCUUCCAGCUGGACGACGCCGACAAGGCGGCCAUCGACGCAGUGCUGGCGGCGGGCAAGCAGGCGGAGGGAGAUUGCUAUUCGUGGGAACGCGGGGGCAAGUGGUGA